AUGAGUGACAGAAAGAGAAGAGCUGAUUUUGGGGAGGAUGACGAGUAUCGUCAAGACUUCAGACCACACGUCCAAAAGAGGCAAAGGGUCCCCCCAGUCGUCCAGCUAUGUAAAGAAAUGAUGCCAGAUAUAUGCACCAUUGGUGAGUCAGCGAAAGCUUUUGAGGAUGAUAUUAAAUUUCUUAGCGAAGCAAUUGUUAAUGAAUAUGGGCAUGAAGAGUAUUUCAAUAACGCUCUUUUGAGUACUUUCCUCGCUGUGGUGCUAGAACAACCUCAGAAACAGCCUGCUAUUUCUCUGCUGACUAUUGUCGUUAACGCAGGUAAUGAGGUAGCUGGUAAAAGCAUUGUAAACUUUUUCUAUGAAAAAUUGCAGAAAUUCUGCAAUGACUCUACCAACCCUGAUUUAGAAUUGGAAUCCAAUGAUACCGGCUGUUGGAAUAAAAUCAAGCUGAUUAUGAGGUUUCUAUCGUUAUUGUCCCCCAUUUUAUUGGUCGAUGAUAUAAUUACACUUUACAAGAAGCUAUUUGAUUUAGCUAUUGAGCUAAACAAUUUGGAUAGCGAAAAGAGGAAUCCAUUGGCCGAAGAAAUAUACACCAACACUAUGCUGAACGUUCCUUACUUAUUUUAUUUCAGCAGGUCAAAUGAAAACUUGAAAGAGAAAACAAAUGAACUGAUUACGUAUGUUGAGUCGAAUUUCACCAUCAGAAGUACAAAUUUUGAUAUAUUGCGCGAAUACAACUUCGAUUCACCAUACAAUAUUGCUGAGCUACCUCAAAUUGUUCUUCCAAACGUCAAGAACGUGCUAGCCAAUGGAAUGGAGCAAUUAAAUCAAUUAUUUUAUGAUUGGAGUUAUCUACUACCUGAACAGUCUGGUGAUCAAGGUUUCAAUGAUGCUUUGAGUCUGCCUUCCAUACAAGAUCUUCAACCAUUUAGUCAAUUGGCCGGGAAAAACAUCGGAUCUGUUGACUCCACAUGGAGAACCCCGGCUUACAUUUUCCAUGUCUAUUUGCCCCGCUCCAGUGGUGACUUUGACACAGUGGUUCCAAUUGACACGUACGCUGGUCAGUUGUUCAAAGACAUAUACAUUGAUAUUGUAGAGAGUCUGGAAUUUAACAGGAAAGAGGUGGCAAAGCAAAUGGUCUCUCUAAACUUGUUUUUCAAGGAAGGGAUCUUUGUAGAAGCUGGCGAAUCUAUUGCUGACCUCAUUGCUGCCCGUGAAGAGAAUCUUCUGGCACCAACUUACAAGAUUGAAGAUUUGGCAAUCGAAACUGUUUUGAGCUUGGUCCUCAAACUUCCAAACAUUUCUCAUCCAUUUGCCUAUUUCUAUGCACUUCUGGUUGAUAUAUGUCAAAACUCACCAAAAGCUAUUGCACCAGUGUUUGGUAGAGCCUUUAGAUUUUUCUACCACAACAUCUACAAAUUGGACUUUGAAUUAAAACUUAGAUUUUUGGAUUGGUUUUCCAUUCAGAUGAGUAACUUCAACUUUUCUUGGAAAUGGAAUGAAUGGGAAAACGACUCUGUGCGUUUCAACAAGUCGUUUUACAACCCGAGAAUUACCUUCAUUAGGAACCUGAUCAGAAAGGAGUUGAGAUUGACAUCAAACCCAGUCGACGUUGACGGUAGUUUGCCUGAAGAGUUCAAGCAAUAUUUGGACACUUCGUACAUUUCAUUGGAGAGUGUACAGAAAUUUUACCAAACCUUGUUUACUGAUUUCUCAGUUGAUCUAGAAGACGUAAGAAGAAACGACUUGUACUUUAAGCAAGAGAAUGUUCCAUUUGCUGAAAUAACAGUUGAGUUACUGGAUUACAUUCACAAGCAAAAUGAUGCGAGAACUUAUACGGAACUGGAGGAGAUUAUCAACAAACUGAAGGAAGGGCAUCAAUCAAUCAUCCCCGAUUUUGACCGCUUUGUCGUCAUACUGGUUACUCAAGCCGUUGUUCACUCCGGUAGCAGAUCGUUGUCGCAUGCCAACAAAUAUAUUAGUGAUUUGCAAGAGGAUCUCAAGACACUAUUCAACAGUCUCCAAAUUGACGAAUCAGUUAAGGAAACAGCUAUAAUCGAAGCGGUCAUGUCUUAUUGGAACUCUAACUCGCAAAAUGGGUUCCUCAUCGUUGAUGCUUUCAAGUUUGGUGGUAUGGUAAGUUCCAACUCCAUUUACAGUUUCUGUUUGGCCGAUUUGGAAGGUAAUAUCCAUGGUUUGACCGAUGUUACUGCCAUUGACACCAUUUUCAGAACUCUAUCGCAACAGCUUGACACGGAUGCUGCCGACACCGCAGAUUUUGAGCUCGUUUUUGAAAAGUUAUGUUUGAUUGUAAACAAGACGGUGGAGGAGUUAGAAAUUCAGCCAGAGGAUCAAAUCGUGAUUCCAGAAAUUGAAGACGACACCCCGGUUGAUCCGGUGACCGAGGUACCAAGAUUGGAUUUGAUGUGGAAAUACUCUAGUGCUGUGAGCUUCACCAAAAGUUUAGUGAGAAAAUAUUCAGACCAAUUUAAGUUGUUGAACGAGAAGUUGAGCAAUGGGUUGGAGGUCGCCAUUCCCCAUGUUCCAACGAGAAACAUUUUUGGGAAAUGGCUGGAAGAGGUUAAAGAUUUGUAA
Molecule: messenger RNA, 2595 nt
Organism: Huiozyma naganishii CBS 8797
Lineage: Eukaryota; Fungi; Ascomycota; Saccharomycetes; Saccharomycetales; Saccharomycetaceae
Gene: STO1
Product: Sto1p
Exons: 1
Coding region: 1-2595 (864 amino acids)
Biological process (GO): nuclear-transcribed mRNA catabolic process, nonsense-mediated decay; mRNA export from nucleus
Cellular component (GO): nuclear cap binding complex; nucleus
Molecular function (GO): RNA cap binding; mRNA binding; protein binding
Source: RefSeq, a predicted model, not a curated record